Messenger RNA from Condylostylus longicornis, 591 nucleotides. Its product is annotated as homeobox protein H2.0-like. The record is from RefSeq and is a predicted model, not a curated record. Gene Ontology annotation, molecular function: sequence-specific DNA binding; DNA-binding transcription factor activity, RNA polymerase II-specific. Gene Ontology annotation, biological process: regulation of DNA-templated transcription. NCBI's taxonomy places the organism in Eukaryota, Metazoa, Arthropoda, Insecta, Diptera, Dolichopodidae. Bases 1 to 555 code for a protein of 184 amino acids. The transcript has 4 exons.
AUGGCUACUGCUGCAUCAUCAUCAUCACCAUUAUCGGGAAUAACCAAUACAUUAGCAACAACAGGAACAACAACAUUAAUAACAAAAGAUCAUGACAAUAAUAAUAAAUUCAUAAAUGAUUUAAAAUAUAUUGUAAGACCAACUCCUAUAAGGAUAUCAAAUAAUAUUGGUGAUAAUAAUAUAAAUCAACAUCAUCAGAAUGGUGGUAUAGCAACAAGUUCUAAUAAUAAUAAUAGUAAAAGGAAACGUUCAUGGUCUAGAGCUGUAUUUAGUAAUUUACAAAGAAAAGGAUUAGAAAUACAAUUUCAACAACAAAAAUAUAUAACAAAACCGGAUAGAAGAAAAUUGGCUAAUAGAUUAAAUUUAACUGAUGCACAGGUUAAGGUAUGGUUUCAAAAUAGAAGAAUGAAAUGGAGGCAUACACAAGAGAAUUUAAAGAGUGGCCAAGAAAAGCAAGUAGAAAAUUUUAAAUGUAAUUUAAGAAGAAUAGAAGAUACCAAUAAUAGAACAUCAAGUGAUGAAGAUGAAGAUGAAAUUGAUGUAGUAGCUGAAUAAAAUGAAUAUAUGUAUUUUUUUUUUUUUAUAAAUCGA